UCCAGUCCUUUUCCACACAACCCUUUGGAAAGUUUCACAACGCCAGUAUACAAACGAGAAAUCAUCGAGAAAAUGUUUAGAUCCAUUUUUGGACUAAAAUUCUUUGCAAGACCUCGGUCUUCAGGAGAUAUGGACUCUUCGAAGAAGAAGUCCAAACGAAGGAGUGAGAGACCUUCGUCUCCUGAAGACCUCAACCCUCCCACCAUCUUGAGGGAGCACGGACGAAGGGGUGAGAGACCUUCGUCUAGUGGAGGCACCAACCCUUCUACCAUCAUGAAGGAGCACAGGCAAAAGGGUGAGAGCCCUUUGUCUUGUGCAGAAAACAAGCCCUCUAUCACCAGGCAGCAAAUCCGAAGGGGUGAGAGCCCUUCCUCUUCAUCCUCUGAAGACAAGCAGCCUUCUACUCCAAGGCGGAAGCAAGCAUGGAGAGGUGAGAGCCCUCCGUCUUCAUCUUCUGAAGACGACCAGCCUUCUUCCACCAGGCAGCAAGAACGAAAGGAUGUGAGCUCUUUGUUCUACGUAGGCACCAACAUGAAGGAGCACAGGCGAAAGGAUGUGAGCUCUUUGUUCUACGUAGGCACCAACAGGAAGGAGCACAGGCGAAAGGGUGAGAGCCCUUUGUCUUGUGCAGAAAACAAGCCCUCUACCACCAGUGUGAGAAAGGAGAGGAAGAUCAUUGAAAGAGAAAAGCAGCGUUUGGAGAAGGAUGGUUUAAAAAGAGAAAGAGAGAGAUGUGAAAAGAUGAAGACAAAGAACCAGAAGGAGAAUAAAACGUUUGGUCUGCUUUCAAGAAUAUACAUUUGGAGGCUCAAUCGCAAGAUAGAUCGCAUUGCCAGGAAAAUCCAAUCAACCCAUGUGGAUGAGUGCUACCUCCUGCGUCAUGGUCCCCUCAUAAACCCAAAGGAAAUGGCAGAAAAAGAACGGCUGCUUGACCGAAGGAGGGACCUGAUCUUGUACAAACGCAGACAAGAAUUUAAGGUGGAGAAGGAAGUGAGGAAGCAAAGACUGAAGGUAGAGAGGAAGGAAAUAGAUGUGAAGAAGAUGGAGAAUAUCUCUGAGUUAUGCUCCAACUCAGAUAGCCCAGAUAUGUUAAAUCUUGGCUACGGGCCAAUGCCAGUCAGGUCACCCAAACUCAGAUUUGUUAACAUAUAUCAUUUAGGACAAUAUGAGAGCAAUCAAAAAAAUGGCAUCAAACAGAGAGAGGUAAUUGAGGGAGACGGCAAACAUUUCAGAUUUGACAAAACUGAAGUAAAGAGGCGGCAGGCCUGGGUUUGACUCUGACCUGCAGCCCUUUGCUGCA
Messenger RNA from Sander lucioperca (pikeperch), 1300 nucleotides. RefSeq names its product splicing regulatory glutamine/lysine-rich protein 1-like. The coding region runs from base 73 to 1275 and encodes 400 amino acids. The record is from RefSeq and is a predicted model, not a curated record. The transcript is spliced from 4 exons. Lineage: Eukaryota; Metazoa; Chordata; Actinopteri; Perciformes; Percidae.